CACACACUUUACAGUUUUUCUCUCAUCCUCUUCCACCUGUUCUGUUCUCACACUCGCACACUGAUGCCUCAGAGACUCAUUUUGACUAUUAUUGAUUGAUUAUAUUAUUUCUGAAGAAGAAUACGCAUCCUUGUAUCACUGGGAACGCUUGUGGAAUGCGCGUGACUGACGGAACGUCUACUGAAAAAAAACUUAUCGGACUGUAAGUGUGAUGAAGAGAUUCAUUUUGUGGACGAUACACUCGAGUAAAGAUCUGUUUUUCAACACAAAUUGAAGUAAACAUUCUUAACACGGCGGGAUUUAUUAAAACAAACGGAGGACACGGUUUUAAGCGCGUUUAGCGUUAAAGUGUGCGGUGUUUUUAUGUGUUUUGUUUAGUUUUUAUUUGUAUUUUAUAUUAAUAUAGGCCUAUAGUAGCCUAUUUUUAUUUUAAAAUUGAAUUAGUAAAAAAAGUAGCCAAGAUAUUAUUUCUCACCGUUUUUAUAGGCUAUGUUGUUUAUUUUCUUAACGGCUCGGAAACAACGGCUACAGACUCAGCAUGUGGAAUAAUGCAUCCUUUAAAACUUAACUCAUCAUAAAGCAGCAUAUAGGCCUAUUCAUGUUGUGACUGAACUCGAGUGCAGUUGGAUAUGGCGAACACUCUGGAGAGAGAGAUCCUGGAGCGGGAGCUUCGUCCACGGCUGUGUUAUUUGACUAAAGGAGAUCGUGGGUACGGGUUUCAUCUGCACGGGGAGCGCAACAGUGGAGCGCAGUUCAUCCGCAAGAUCGAGCCAGGCUCCCCGUCGGACCUGUCCGGGCUCCGGUCCGGCGACCGGGUGGUGGAGGUGAACGGGGAGAACGUGGAGGGAGAGACGCAUCACCAGGUUGUCGAGCGGAUCCUGGAGGUGGAGCACCGGACCAGACUGCUGGUGGUGGACCGGGUCACAGACGAGUUCCUGAAGUUUCACGGGCUGCCGUGUACGGAGGAGAGGGCGAUUGAGAUGGGCUCUCUGUCUGCUCGUUCCUCUGCGGCGUCUUCUCCACGCGCCUCCCCGCGGGACCCCGCCACGCCUAUCUACAGCAGACAGAGCUCAGAGGGCAUCUUCAUUAACAAGAGUCCCAGCAGCCCUGGAAGAGUGAUGAACGGCUCCCCGCUCUACAGAGCUUGUGCCCGUCUGGCGUCGCCCGUGUUCCUGUCUCCGCCGUCGCCCCGUGAACCCAAGACUGAACCCUUCACCGAACUCACUGACGAAUCCAGAGUCACGCCCGAGACUGAACCCGUCUGUGACCUCAUCACUGACCUCAGCACAUCUCAGACCAGCACGCAGGAGGAGGCAUUAUCGGAGGUGGACGCGGUCACGAAAGACCUGCGUCCUCGACUGUGUCACAUGACCCUGGGCGAGCAGGGCUUCGGCUUCAACCUGCACUGCAAAAAGUCCCACCCGGGUCAGUACAUCCGCUCGGUGGACCCCGACUCUCCAGCGGAGCGCGCGGGACUGAGGCCGAAAGACCGGCUCAUCGAGGUGAACGACUGCAGUAUUGAGGGUCUGCGUCACGCUGAGGUGGUGGCGCUGGUCAAGGCCGGCGGGACAGAGACGCGUUUGCUGGUGGUCGAUCCGGACACAGACGAGCUCUUCAAUCGCCUGGGCAUCGUGCCCACAUCUACUCAUCUCAAAGAGGACUGUGUGGACGGGCCGAUCAUCGAAGGCCCCGAGACGAGCACAGAAAGCCCUGUCUCUGCUUCCCCCGGGAUCUCUCCGCCAAUCAUCAACAUCACACUGACCGAUCCACCAAUCACAGACGGCUCUCCGAGACACCAGAGUCACAGGAGCUCCUGGUCUCGCUCCACGCUCUCCGAGACGAGCGCUGAACUCAGCAGCUUCGACACCAGCAACAGGCUCACAGAUUCUGACCCUCAGUCCAGCGAUGACGCCCGCCAGCCAAACCGAGAUGUGAAAUCUGAGGAGCGAGACCCGUUCUGGCAGAGCGGUCUUCAACUGAGCCUGACCGCGGCCGAGGCCAAGCAGAAAGCCCGGGCCAAGCGGGCCAACAAGAGAGCGCCCCCUAUGGACUGGAGCAAGAAACAGGAAAUCUUCAGCAACUUCUGAGGAGCGCACACAUCUGAAAGCUCAGA
Molecule: messenger RNA, 2113 nt
Organism: Rhinichthys klamathensis goyatoka
Lineage: Eukaryota; Metazoa; Chordata; Actinopteri; Cypriniformes; Leuciscidae
Gene: nherf2
Product: Na(+)/H(+) exchange regulatory cofactor NHE-RF2
Exons: 7
Coding region: 630-2087 (485 amino acids)
Biological process (GO): protein localization to plasma membrane
Cellular component (GO): apical plasma membrane
Molecular function (GO): signaling receptor binding; protein-membrane adaptor activity
Source: RefSeq, a predicted model, not a curated record